Molecule: messenger RNA, 435 nt
Organism: Prorocentrum cordatum
Lineage: Eukaryota; Dinophyceae; Prorocentrales; Prorocentraceae
Source: the annotation of a GenBank genome assembly
AUGGCGAUAGACGAUCCCGCGCUGAUUGAUAAUGUGUUUUCGAUGAAUCACGCGCCGCCUAACUUGCCGAUUGGGUCCUGCGUGCUGGUGCUUGUCGAUCUCGUGCCCCCGGGCUACGGGGCGCUCUUAGGCACGCCCUUCUUGCAGAAGUACGUGACGGCGUUCGAUGCCACGCCUAACAAGGAGCAGCUGGCGAUCGCCAAGAAGAAGAAGAGCAAGCCCGCGCCGGUGCCAACCCCGGCGCCAGCGCCAGCGGCGUCGUGCUUCGCUGGCCAGGGGGUCAGGUGUCCAGGGGCGGGCAACAUGUGUGCGGGCAACCAGUGCUGCGGACGCACCGAGUCCUCUGGCCACCGCACGUUUCCGUGCCCGUCGGCGGACGACGUCGUGGCGGCAGGCUGCGAGACCCAGGUGAAGGUGGAGGAUUGCCUGAAUUAG